Molecule: messenger RNA, 1659 nt
Organism: Blepharisma stoltei
Lineage: Eukaryota; Ciliophora; Heterotrichea; Heterotrichida; Blepharismidae
Source: the annotation of a GenBank genome assembly
AUGAUUGAUUCUCAAUCAAAAUUCCACAGACAUCCAGCAAGAAUUUUGUCAGCUCCCCCAGAUGAGCCUAAUGCAUUAAGGCCAGAAUCCCAAAAAAAUUCAAACUUAAACCUAAACGCAAAUGUGUUUGUACCGGGUGGUGGCAAUAUUACAAUACCAGAAUUUAAGCCAACAGUAUCUGAUAACAAAACAAAAUUCAAUAUAGGAGCUACAGAGUUUAACCCUGUAAAGCCGACAGCACCAGCAAUUCCUCCAACUUCUUUAAAAGCAGAUGCCCCUGAGUUUACUUUGAGGCUAGGAUCUUCCUUUACGUCGCAAACAAAGCCUCUUGAUGCAGUAGUCAAUGUUCCUGAAUUUAUCCCUAAGCAGCAAAUGGAAGAGCAACUCCUAAAAAUCGAAGAAAAAAUCCCUGAGCCAUCGAAAAUUGAGGAAGAAAUUGUAGAACCUGAAGAGACAUUUACACAAAUUUUUAAUAGAGAACUCACUGAAGAAGAACUAAAAGAAGAAAUUGAGUUUUCUGAUGUUGUAAUUAGAGUAGAUGACACAAUUACGUAUUCUUAUGAAGAAAUAGAAAAAAUUAGAAAGGAAUUAGAAACCCUAAAGGAAUAUUUCAGUAUUUCAGAAGCCCUUAUGCAGUUAAGCGAUCGAAAAAUUUUUGAAGUUUUUAGAAAAAGGGAUAAUAAGCGGCACGACUCCAAAAAAAACCAAAGAAAAGACAAAGACUGAAGGGAAAAAGAGCAGCAAGGGCAAGUUGUAAAAAUAGUCAACUGGAGAAGAGAAAAAACUACAGAAGAAGAAAAAAUCAUCCAGAAAGCAAGAGAGCAUACUGCUAAAUUAAAAGAAGGAAAAGAGGAAGAAGAAAAAAUCAAGAGGACAAUAAAGGUUACUUUAAAUAAGCUAUCACCUUCAAACCUUGAAAAACUGAGAGACCAGCUUUUAGAAAUCGGAAAAUCAUCGCCUUCUUCUUUAGCUAUUCUUGUUGCUGGGAUUUUUGACAAAGCUUGAUCAGAGCCAAAAUACACUCAGAUGUAUGCACAAAUGUGUGGGUACUUUAAAACUGAGUUUGAUUCUUACAAAUUUCCUGGAACAGAAGAAGAAAAAGCUCCUAAAAAUUCUUUUAAAAAUGAGCUGCUUAUCAUGUGUGAAGAAUCCUUUAAAUUUGUCCCAUCAGAAACAGACUAUGAAGGCUUAGAUGAAGAACAAGCCGAAAAAAAGAAAACUAUUCACAAGAAAAAAACCCAAGGCAACGUAAGGUUUAUUGGGGAGUUAUUCAAUGUCAAAUUAAUUUCAACCAAAAUUGUGCUGAUGUGUGUCCAUGAAAUGCUUGGGCUUGACGAAGGCUCGCAAGGAAGACCCGGACCACUCGACGAAGAUAAACUUGAAGGAGCUUGCAUUUUAUUAAGCACAGGUGGAGCAGGCUUCGAAAGGGGAUCGAUGAGAAAAGACACAAAUAAAGUGUUUGAGUAUUUGUCAGGACUAAUUCAAAGCAAAGAGACGCUUUCUUCGAAAUUGAGAUUCAAGAUCAUGAAUUUGAUUGAUGAAAGGGCAAGCGGAUGGAGUAAGAACAAGAAGGAUGAGCCGACUACAAUUGAAGAAGUCCAUGCUGAAUAUGAAAAGGAACAGAGCAUCAUCCAAAAAAGAUACGAAAGUCGUAGAUAA